Molecule: messenger RNA, 999 nt
Organism: Acanthisitta chloris (rifleman)
Lineage: Eukaryota; Metazoa; Chordata; Aves; Passeriformes; Acanthisittidae
Product: protocadherin gamma-A7-like
Exons: 3
Biological process (GO): homophilic cell-cell adhesion
Cellular component (GO): plasma membrane
Molecular function (GO): calcium ion binding
Source: RefSeq, a predicted model, not a curated record
UUCGUGGGCGACGUGGCCAAGGAUCUGGGACUGCAGCUGCCGGCGCUCCGUGGCAUCCGCAUUAUACAAAGAAGUAGAGCAGAAUAUUUCGCUAUGAACGGGAAGACGGGACAUUUAGUGACGGCGGAAAGGAUCGACAGAGAGCAGCUGUGCCGGUGAAAAUGCGUGCUGCGCUGUGAGCUGAUAGUAGAGGAGGAAAUGAAGUUUCAUAAAAUCGAAGUGGAAAUCACGGACAUUAACGACAACGCUCCCAGCUUCAAGGAAAUAGAACUGGAGCAGCGAAUGAGCGAGAUGACAGCCCCGGGGUCGCGGUUUCCCCUGCCAGACGCUCAUGAUCCAGACUUGGGACGGAAUUCCCUGCAGAAGUACGAGCUGAGCGGCGAUGAACACUUCUCGCUGGCCGUUGACGGCGGCGAUCCGGCACGGACGGGCACAGCGCGGAUCCGCGUGACGGUGGUGGACGCGAACGACAACGCGCCCGUGUUCAGCCAGUCGGAGUACUCGGUGCGUGUGCCGGAGGACGUGCCCGUGGGCUCCGUCCUCGUCACGGUCACGGCCAUCGACGGCGACGAGGGGCUGAAUGGGGACGUCAACUACAGUUUCCAUAGAAUUUCUGACCGAGCGUCGGAACUUUUUCAUGUAGAUGCAAACACAGGAAAGAUUACACUUAAGGACAAUUUGGACUUCGAGGAGAUCUCCUCACAUGAAAUGGAGGUGCAGGCACGGGACGGCGGCGGUCUUUUCGACACAACAAAAGUCACGAUCCCCUUGAUGACAGACGUCAACGAUAACGUGCCCGAGAUUUCGCUGCGGUCUGCGAUUACGGAGAUUCUGGAGGAUGCCCCGGCGGGGACGGUGCUGGCCCUGCUGCAUGUACAGGACCGCGACUCGGGGCCGAACGGCAAAGUGCGCUGCUCGCUCGAUGGAGGCGUCCCAUUCCGACUGCAGAACUCGCAGGACAACUACUACAGUGUAGUGACGGCGAGAGAGCUGGACCGG